This is a messenger RNA of Phoenix dactylifera (date palm), 925 nucleotides long. RefSeq names its product calmodulin-binding protein 25-like. The record is from RefSeq and is a predicted model, not a curated record. Lineage: Eukaryota; Viridiplantae; Streptophyta; Magnoliopsida; Arecales; Arecaceae. Gene Ontology annotation, biological process: response to osmotic stress. Gene Ontology annotation, molecular function: calmodulin binding. Gene Ontology annotation, cellular component: nucleus.
UCCCUUUCCCCUCUCUUCCUCCCUCAUCACUUCUCCCCUCCUCUCCUCCUCCUCCUCCUCCUCCUACUAAAACCCUUCUCUCAACUCCACUCGGCAACAUUUCUUCUUCACAAAAUUUUCCCAUAAAUUCUAAUCCAAAUCCGUCCAAGAUGGCAGAGAAUUGCUCGACCUGGGCGUCCUGGAUCUCCGAUGCCUUCGCCCGCGAGAGCGAAGAACUCACCAGAGCCCUCCAGAUCUCCCUCUCCGACGACUCCCCCGCCCCCAACCUCCCCUCCUCCUCCUCCCCCGAAACCCUCUCCGCCGCCGCCUCCUCCUCCCUCCUCCGCCACCUCGCCGCCGCCGAUAUCGAUUCCGGUUCCACUCGCCGCCGGAAUCCGAUCCCGUGCUCCCCCUGCUCGAAGGUCUCCAAGAGGAAGUCCCGCGCGUCGUCGAAGCGAACUUCGACGACCUACAUCAACGCCGACCCGGCCAACUUCCGCCAGAUGGUCCAGCAGGUGACCGGGAUCCAGCUCGGCGACGCCGGCCUGCCGGUCGAGCCGGUGCUGAAGCCUGAGCCGCAGAGCUGCCUGCCGACGCUCGACACGUCCGCCUUCUUGCUCGACCGGGCCGGUUUGGUAGGACACGCGGCACACGCCGCUGCGGCCCACGGCUUGUCGUUCGGGCCGGCGGCGGUCGAGGCCCCGGCGUUCGACUUCGACCCCUUAGCAAGCUUCCCCACUUUGGAGUCGUGGAGCGUGAUCUAACAACGGAGAAAAUUAUAUAUAUUUUCCUUGCCUUACUUUUUUCAUCAGACGUCUGAUACGGAUCCGAUGGAUGUGAUUUGUACAGCGCACGAUUUCCCAUGUGAUGUACAUGUGGUGGGGCCGAGUUGGGACUUUGUCGUAUUUUUCUUUUUUUAUUUGCUAUAUUAAUGUUGUUUUUUAAA